CAUGGCGGGAGGAAUGAAAGUGGCGGAGUCUCCGGCAGUUGUUGUCGGGCCCUGGGGCUGGGGAGCUGGGGGCGGUGGGACAGUGCGGCUUCUCCUCAUCUUCUCCGGCUGCUUGGUCUGCUCAGCUGGAGUUGAUGUAAACGUGGUCAUGCUUCAGGAGUCCCGAGUUUAUUUUAUGGAGACCAGGCAGCAAUUCUGUUAUAAAAAUGUACUUAUCCCAAAGUGGUAUGAUGUAUGGACACGGAUACAGAUCCGAGUAAAUAGUUCCAAACUGGUACGAGUCACCCAGGUGGAGAAUGAGGAUAAACUGAAGGAGCUAGAGCAGUUUAGUAUCUGGAACUUUUUUUCCUCUUUUUUAAAAGAGAAAUUGAAUGACACAUAUGUUAAUGUGGGUCUGUACAGCACAAAAACCUGCCUCAAAAUUGAGAUUAUAGAGGAAGACACCAAAUACAGUGUCACUGUGACCCGGAGAUUUGACCCCAAACUCUUCCUCAUUUUCCUCCUUGGACUUACGCUUUUUUUUUGUGGAGACUUGCUGAGCAGAAGCCAAAUCUUCUACUAUUCCACUGGGAUGAGUGUGGGAAUUAUAGCCUCUUUACUGAUCGUCAUUUUUGUACUGUCCAAGUUUAUGCCCAAGAAAAGUCCCAUUUACAUCAUCCUAGUGGGAGGCUGGUCCUUUUCUCUGUACCUCAUUCAACUCAUUUUAAAAAAUUUACAAGAGAUCUGGAGGUGUUACUGGCAGUAUCUUUUAAGCUAUGUCCUCACAGUUGGCUUCGUGAGUUUUGCAGUCUGUUACAAGUAUGGGCCUCUGGAGAAUGAACGAAGCAUCAACCUGCUGACCUGGACCUUGCAGCUGAUGGGCCUGUGUUUCAUGUAUUCUGGUAUCCAGAUACCGCACACUGCCCUUGCCAUUGUCAUCACGGCUCUGUGUGCUAAGAACCUGGAGCACCCUAUUCAGUGGCUGUACAUCACCUACGGAAAGAUGUGUAAGGCAACAGAAAAGACUGUCCCCCCUCGUCUCCUGACAGAAGAAGAAUAUCGGGUACAAGGAGAGGUGGAGACCCGAAAGGCUUUAGCAGAGCUUCGAGAAUAUUGUAACAGCCCAGACUGCUCUGCUUGGAAGACUGUUACUCGAAUCCAGUCUCCAAAGAGAUUUGCUGACUUUGUGGAAGGUUCUUCCCACCUCACACCAAAUGAGAUCUCUGUCCAUGAGCAGGAAUAUGGAUUAGAAAGCAUCAUUGCCCAGGAUGAACUCUCUGAAGAAGCAUCCUCUGAGGAGGAGGACUCUGAUUCUCGGUACCCCAUGGUCACACAGCAGAACAACUUCCUGACUUAGGUUGUGGUCCAUCACUUUUAUGUGGACUGGCUUGGUACCUUGAUGGUUCAUGUUGUGUGUACUAUGCAAUUGCUUCUCAGCUCUUUGAAACAGGGUGAGACAGUACAGAAAUUCUCUCACUGAAAUUAGAAGCCUAGGUAGGCCUCUGUCUGUAAAUGGGCUUGGUGGUCUCUCUGGGAUCCCAGGGAAGGAGAGUGGAAAAGUAGCCAAUGCUCUUGGCCCACCUUAUGUUUCCAGGAUGGCUACAGCUAGCAUAGCAUUCCAUCCCCCCUUUGAACAUUAAUUCAGUCGUGGCAUUUCUGCCAUUGUGGCUGACACUCAGAAGGGAGACUGUUUCAUGUGUAGUAAUGCUUUCAGACUAUUGUCUGUGUCCUCUAGAGAGAAAUACGCAAAUCUGAGCCUCCUUCACUUCUGUUUUUAUUUCAGUGACUUUAGAAUAAUUCUUAUUUUAACUCUUUUAAGAGGGAAAUAGAUUUUUGCCUGUCUUGUUUUUUAAAUACAUAUAUUUUUAAAAUGUCACAAAUCCCUGUUCCAGAACUGACAAGUGCUCCAGAGCGCCCAGCCCCAUAGGCCUUGUGUAUUUAUUAAUAUAUAUUAUUCAUUAAAGCCCCAGAAGCUGUUGUGUUGAGCUUUGAAUUAGUUCUUAAACAUAUGAUGCUUUAAAUAGAAACAGGCCUGUAGUCUCUUCUGUAGGGGAGGUCUGUUGAACUUUUGAUCAUAUUCAGCUUUUAAUUCCAUCUCAAAAAUACAUUUGUGUUCUUCCUGUCCCAUUCAUCUCUGCACCCUUUGCCCUUUCAAUAAGAGUCUAUCCUCUCACCUGUGAAGUAUGUACAUGUCAGAGUUUGUUUUGUUGCUGACAUUCUCCCCUGGUUUGUAGCAUAAUUCCUUCUAGUUAUGAGUGAUCUUAUUUAGGGAAUGUAAGUGCUUUUUACUGGUUCUCCAUUUUCUUGUCAGUGGGUCACAUUUCUUGAGUUGCUGUGGAAUCAGGAACCUGUUUCCUCUUCAUUUCCCUUCCUUUAUCUACCCACUCUACCUGUUCCUUUUGGCCUUUCCUUACCACUUAAACUUUUCCCAUGACAUUAGGCUAAUUAGCAAGCCUUAAAACUAUCUGUGAAAUCUUCAGUACAACAUACAAGUGAGUAGCUGUCAGUGCCAGUUUGCAUGCCAGGAAAUAGCCCUUCAGGCAACCUUUGUGCCUCUGGUUGUUCAUUCAGCCCUCAGGAGUAGACAUUUUCCAUGAACUUCUUUGCAGUUCCAUUUCUGACCAGAGAUUCAUGCUGCCUUUUGUUAAGAUGGCAUUAGUUUCACAUUCUUUUGCCAUUGGAAAGUACCCUAUAAACCAGCAGUGACAUUUAUGAGGGAGCAGAUUCCCAAGUCUCUGCCCUUUGCUUGGUUCUAUUUGUGAUCUUCACCUUCGUACCUUGGAAAAAGCUAUAAUUGGCUCUAGCCAGGAAGAUAGUCACUGACAGCAAGAGCACAACGUCAGAUUUCCUGGCUCACCGUGAUCAUGGAGAGGGCAGAUGAUUUUUUAAAAAGCUGUAAUGACUCCUUCAGAUCAGCCAUGUAGCAGAUAAUUUUGAAAGGCCUUGGGCUGCAUUGCUAACUUUCAAAAUGUCAGCUAUGAGGCUCCCCUCCAAUGAGCAGUUGAUUAUUUCCACCAGUGUUUCCCACAGCUUUAAACUGUCCUAAAGUGACAACUACCUCAGUUGGCAGCAAAUAGGUAUAUUACAGUAGAAAGUGAAAAAUAAGCAGUGUUUGGUCAGGUGCUGUUGAUUAAAGCUGCAAAGGAGCUUUAUAUUGGGAAACAUUUAUGCCUUUGUAAAUUAUACACAUGGUAAAAUUUUAUCUCUACAAAGAACUGUUUAACCUCUGGGAUUUACUAUUUUUUGCCAUGUUUACAGAAAGUAAGACCUAGUGUAUUUGAGUGUAAGUUGGUUUGAAAACUCAGCUGUACAAGUAGUCUCAGGAUUCCCGGAGACCUUGGUGCCAUCCCCCAAAUGGCUCCUUAGAGAGGUGGUAGCCUGCCUCCAGGUGACUUCUGACUUAAGCCUUUAUUUCUGUGAAAAAGCAUAGUGAAGUGAGGAAAGUCUCCUUUUUUUCUGUGUAGUAAACUCCUUGUGAAGGAUAAUUUCUAUUUCGAGACCAGUUUUUUCACUGUUUGAAUUUGGGAUGAAUAAAAUCAAACUCAAGUUUAUUGCUGCCCAUCUGGUAGUUGGAGAACUGAGCUGUAGGCAGUGGAGAUGACAAUGAGAGCCACUUGCAGACAGUGCAGGAUGGUACCUCUGGUGUGCUGUGUGUCCUUGGCUGCCUGCUUAUGUGGCGCUGCCCCAGAUGCUUCAGACUCUCCACGCACCCCAAGAUUGCCCGACUCCAUAAGCCUUCUAUGGAAGCUGCCCUGUCUCCCUCUUGGCCACUUAGUCUGUUGGCUCAGUCACUACUUGAAGCCCCCAUUUAAUUUCCUCUGGCAGUUACAGCUCUUGCAGUUUCAGCACAGUCCCUUCUCUCAGACCGAUCUCAUCAAGAGGAAUCGAAGGGUAACUGGAGUGAGCUGGGCACUGGAGCCAUGUCUGCUGCCAGGUUGGCGUCUUGCUAGGGAAAUAUCAAGCUGUACAUUGGCCCUCGGGCUCAGGGUCUCAUCAGUAUUGGAAAUCCAUUGCCUCUAAUCGGUCUGACCAACUUGUGUAGAGCAUGACUCUCAUUAAUGGGAACACAGGAGCCAGCUGGCCUAAAACAUUCCCCUUCACUUUCCCACUCAGAGUGCUUUCCUGAGACCAAGGGAAACAAUGAUCAAAUAAGGAAAAUUUAGUAACUUUGAUAUCUUCUAAUAAUAAACUCUUAUCAGCCACUUUCUCCUACCAAAACUAGUUUAUUUCUCCCUCCAGAUUCAUGACUUUUAUGUCUGUUAUAAAGGGAGAUUUUGCUGAUGAUAGUCUUUAGGUCCCAAUGUUCUGUUUUGUGCUAAUACAACCCAUUCAAGGGCCUAGCCCUUUCUUCAUUGACUGUGUUUCCUUCAACCCAGUUCCGGUUGGCACAUCUGAUAUAAAUUUGAUGCAUGAAAGGACCCAAGUAGGCCAGAUAGUACCCCCAGGCCCUGAUAUCCACAAGUGGCUUGGGAAUAAAUUAUGCAGUGCUCUCAAUCUUUUUGUUAUUCCAGAAAAAAAGAUGGCUCAAAUAGAUACCCACUAAAAAAUGGUUCUAGCUGUGUACUCACAACUUCUCUGAACUGAGUACUGAAAACUGAUGUAGGAGGAAAGGAAACUAUUACUUAAGUAUUCCUCUAGACUGAGGCCGGAUGUGAGGUAACAACUUGUAGUGAAAUGCCAAAAAUUUUAUCUGACUUGAGGAGAGGACAGUUUAACAGAUUUAUUAUGCAUUAUGUUGCAUAGGCACUGAAACUGAGUAAUAAACAAGUAAAGUAGCCUUUGUACAAGGCAGAUGUACGUAAUACCUUUUGUUUAUAUUGUGAUGUAGCAGGAAUUCUUUUUUUUUAGGAAAGCCUAUGCAAUUGUGGUGAUCCACUGGUGUCUCUUGAUAACUUAGCUUAUGAAUUGAGUUGCUGUUGACUUGGAUUCUAAAUGGUUACUACCUUAAGAAGGGUGUUUGGUGCCUUAAGUGAUGGGACCCAGAGUCUGAGUAGAACAAAUAUAGCAGAUGGACACCAACAUCAACACACAGCUUUAGUGGAGAUGGGGAUGAAUGAUACACAGCCCCCAACUUUGGGACUUUUGGCUCCCACACCUCCCAUUCAUGUGUGUCAUCUUCCUCUUCACAUUUCUUGACAAUAACUUGAAAAUGGUGAAAUCACCUUUUUUGAACUUUCCUACAGCAUGGGCAACAUUCUUACGUGUUAACAGGUAGCUCAUAAUCUGGUAGAAAUGUUACAGCCUGUGAUUGUCUCAGUUGCCCAUGUUUCUAGAAUUGAUGGCAAAAUAGUAGGGGUAAUGAAUUCAUGGGUAAGUUUUAAGCCUGUGGGUAAUACCUGUUAUUUAAAAGGAUUUGUCAUUUAUAUUUAAAAUAAAUAUUCAUGGGUGUUUGAAAGGAACAAAAUGAUCAGGGAUGGCUCUGCCAUGAGUCUCAUUUUCACUCUUUUCUGUAAGAAAAAAUAAGUCUUAUAUAUUUUUUCAUUUUUAUUGUACAAGUUUGUAAGUAAUUGCAAUUUUAAUAAAGUUUUAUAGACAA
Molecule: messenger RNA, 5515 nt
Organism: Manis pentadactyla (Chinese pangolin)
Lineage: Eukaryota; Metazoa; Chordata; Mammalia; Pholidota; Manidae
Gene: NEMP1
Product: nuclear envelope integral membrane protein 1
Exons: 9
Coding region: 2-1336 (444 amino acids)
Cellular component (GO): nuclear envelope
Source: RefSeq, a predicted model, not a curated record